Molecule: messenger RNA, 2316 nt
Organism: Lingula anatina
Lineage: Eukaryota; Metazoa; Brachiopoda; Lingulata; Lingulida; Lingulidae
Product: protein PRRC1
Biological process (GO): activation of protein kinase A activity
Cellular component (GO): cytoplasm
Molecular function (GO): protein kinase A regulatory subunit binding
Source: RefSeq, a predicted model, not a curated record
CAGUAAUUUAAUCCAUUUGAAGAUUGGUGUUGUUGCCACGUUGUUAGUUUAUCUGACAUUUAUACUGAUUUACGAGCAAGAUGAUGGAGGAAGUAACAGCCCCUGAUUCCCCAGAUGCUCUGGCACAGAAAGUGUCAGAGACUAAUUUAGAAGAAGCCCUACAGGAGGCAGCACAUGAUAUGAAUGGGAGUUCAGCUGCUGGUGCCAAGUCCUCCCCAGCUAAACCUCCAGGAGCCUCCAUAGCCCCACCUUCCAAGCUACCACCCCAGUUUGCUGCAGGUCUUGUGAGUCCAGGGCAGACAGCACUGGUGCCACCAGAACCUGCACUUACAACCACAGGAGCGCCUGGAGCACCUCAGGCUACCGCAGUCCAAGGUUCAGCUCCCAGAAUUUUUACUCCUACCAUUACCCCAGAACCACAGCAAGGAUCACAAGCAGUGUCCUCCAAUACAGGGUUAAAUUUGUAUCCUUCUUUCAGUCCUGCUGUGCCGUCAAGUGUGAAUGCAGCAGGUGUGCCAACACAAUCCCCAGCACAAUACUACUCCGCUCCAGGGCCCAUGCAGACGCCCCAUGAAGCUAGUGCAUCCAUCAAUGUCCCUGAUGAACAGCAGACACAGAUGUCUAGCUCAGAACAAAGUAGCAGUGAGGGUGGAGGGAUAUUUGGCUGGUUUAAGAACAGUGAAAUAAUGCACAAAGUCAUGGAGAAAACAAAGAGUUCUGUUGAGUCUAUGAUAACGACAUUAGAUCCAGGAAUGAAGCAAGUUAUAUAUGCAAGUGGAGAUGUAGAUAUUGUUGUCACCUCGGACAAAGAUGUCAAAGUGGGACCCGUAAGGGAUGCUUUCCUGGAGGUGUUUGGCAAAGCAUCUGUCACAGGAAAGGCUAGCCAACCAAGCAUAGCACCCCAGCCAGUGGGCUAUACAGCUGGGUUUAAAGGGGCAGAGGAGAGGAUACAGAAUUUGAGAAGAAAUGGCACGAUACACGAAAAACAACCUGCCGUCUCUGUUGAAAACUUCAUUGUCGAAAUGUUGCCUGACAAGUGGUUUGAUGUAGGCUGUAUCCUACUAAGAGAUCCAGGGCACCAGAUAGACCUACAGACAUUCACUCAGGCCACCCCAGUACCCGUGGACCUGGUUUUAGAGGCCCAGGACCUCACUCCUGCCGACUAUAACCUGCGGUGGUCAGGUCUCUCUGUGACAGUUGGAGAACUUAUCAAUAGGAAAAACCCCCAGAUCAGUCACUCAGACUGGCAUGUCCAGUACUGUGGGAUAAGCAGGAGGGAGCUGGUUUAUAAAGCGGCAAAGUCAAUAGCAUGGAUGUACAUGCAGAGACUUGGCACUGUGCCCCUUUGAAGAUUCUGGUGUAGGGUUUUUUUUUCUCUGUAUAUAUAUAUAAAUAUUUUAUCAUUUCUUUGAUUUUGGAGUGUUUACACUCUUAAAACAUCUGAUGAGAGAAUAUACCACUUGAGUCCGUCUCAUUUCUAUGUCUGCACAUACAGAUGUUUUGGCAAUCCAUGACGUUCAUUCAAAUGAUGAAGUGCUGGAAGUGUUAUUGUGGAAAUAUGUGUGUGCUGAGAACAAGUGGUAUAAUUGUGGCAUAAUUUAAAAAGUAUAUAUAUAUAUAUAUAUAAGUCUCAAAGAGCUUACAGGUAAUCAAAUUCAUGCACUAUAGUAAAAGAAGACUAGUUUUAUUUAAUUAAAUUUAACCAGAUUAAAGAUAAUAUCUGUGCAUACAUGCAAAUGUUGGUAUCAUUGCAAAAAUGACAAUUAGGUGUAAAGCACUUGUGAUGGAUUUGAAGUGAUAGUAAAUGAUAGGUCAUUGAUAACAGGCAAGUCUCAUAAUGACAAUUUAGUAACCAAGUCCAUGUUAUAUUUGUAUUGUACUGUUAUAGAAUGUUAUUGAUUUAUCAUGUUUUACUCAUGGGAAUACAUGAGGAAUUGCCAUCGGGUAAUGCAGGAUUGUCUUCUGUGAAUAUUUUUGGGAAGCAAUUGUACUUUGCAGUGGGAAAUAACAUAAUAUUGCAAAUAAACGUCAAAAUAACCCUGGAGGAAGUGGUGAUGAAAUGUCAAAUUAGCUGUGGGAAUUGCAAAUGGGUUAUUUAUUGAAGGUGAUUAUAAAGAACCAUGGUUUUAAAGAAAUAACUUGGCCAGAUCAUUCAUCAUGGACUGGGAGAAACUAUUUAUACAUUUAUAGUAGACAAGUAGAGAUUUUGUAUCUCAUCACAAAUGACCUAUUAAAAUCAAAAAUUAUUCUGUAGGUUUUCCAUUGAAAAUGUCAAAAUGUUUUACAGUUUGUAAAUAUACAUUGCUAAUUCAUAAA